This is a messenger RNA of Effrenium voratum, 3723 nucleotides long. Lineage: Eukaryota; Dinophyceae; Suessiales; Symbiodiniaceae. The record is from the annotation of a GenBank genome assembly.
AUGCAGCGAGAUGCCUUGGCCACGCGUCUGGCCCCGGACGCCUUGGCCAAUGCCCAGGCGCACGCCUUGGCGAAGGCUAGGCGCUGGUCUGCGGCGCUGAAAAUCGAACUCGGCAGCGGCAGCGCGGCCAAUGCGGUGAUGAGCAGCUGCGCCAAAUCGAGGCAGUGGACGGAGGCCAUGGCCAUCAUGGCUGAGCUCUCCGCGACGCGCGCCGCGAGUCGAAUCAGCUUCGGCUCGGCCAUCAGCUGCGCAGCCAAGGAGUCGCACUGGAGGCGGGCCUUGCACUUGUUCGAUGCGCUUCAGGAGAGGAACUUGCAGGCAAAUGUGGUGAUCUUCGGCGCCACCAUCGCUGCCUGCGAAGGGAAGUGGCGGCACGCAGUGGAGUUGUUGGCAGCCGUGCGACGAGACAACCUGGAAGCAAACGUGAUUGCCAGCGGUGCUGCUCUCAACGCUUGCGCCAAAGAUGCGCAGUGGCAGCAGAGUGUGCAGAUGCUGACCAGCAUCGCCAGAAGUCUACAAGCGAAUGUCCCGGUGUACACUGCAGCCAUUGGCUCCUGCAGGGACCAAUGGCAGGAGGCUCUGGCGCUGUUCCGGGAGAUGGGAACGCAGCGCCUGCAGCCCAACGCCAUGGCCUGCAGCACCGCGAUUCGUUGCUGCAAAGAGCGGUGGGCUGUGGCUUUGGAGCUCUUCUAUGAGAUGGCGCAGAAGGAGCUGCAAAGGGACUUGGUGGUUUACAACUCCGCCCUCGCUGCGCUUGAGCUCAGCAACCAGCUGGACACCGUUUUGGCCUUACUGCGCCACCUCCAAGCGCAAAGAAUCGCCGACAGCGCCAGCUACACAGCAGCCAUAGCGUGCUGUGGCGCACAGUGGGAGCAGGCGCUGCUGCUUGCUUCGACGUGCUUGCGCCCAACGACGUGGGUCUACAACGCCUGUCUCAGCUCCUGCGAGAAAGCGGCCCAGUGGCCGACCGCUCUGGCGCUGCUCAAAGAUUUGCAGGACCUGGCCUUGACUUUUGACGCCUUCACCUGCAGCUCGGUGGUCAGCUGCUGUGCCCGCGCGCGCCAAGCUGCCGUCGCCCUCCGCCUCUUCGCGGAGCUGCGGACGGCCGCAAACGCGGCAGCGUGCACGGCGGCGCUGGGCGCCUGUGAGGGCCAGCGUUGGCCCAUGGCGCUGCAGCUGCUCGAUGAAUUCAGGACCUCUCGGCAGCAGGGUGAUGUCGUCCUCUUCAACACAGUCAUUACCACAUGCUCCUCCUCUAGCCGCUGGACCGAGGCGCUGCAGAUCUUUGCAGACCUCCCCCGACAGCAGUUGAAACCUAGCCGGGUCACCUACGGUGCAGUAGCCAGGGCCCUGGAACGAGGCGGCCAGUGGCAGCGUGCCCUUGUCUUCCAGCAGAUCGCCCCUCGCGACGGUCUCGUGUGCGGCAGCGCUGCUAUAGCCGCGCCGGCGGCCUCGCUGGCGCCGCUGUUGGCAGAACUCCAAAGCACCGCGCUGGGCGCGAAGUCCAUCAAUGACCUGCUCACGCUGCCGGCUCCAAAACCGCCCGUACCGAAGGCGACAUGCCCUGAGCCUUUCGGCUCGGGCAUCGGUCGCCUCCAACGCGCCGUGGCACACGUCUCGGCAUCCGGGGCUGAGCGGCGCAUCAAGGCAGUGCCCAGGAUGCGAGAAGAGUUCCGAAUGGAACUGGAGAAAGCUCUUCAGCCGCUGCGAGAAAAGCUGAAGAAUUUGGAAGGCGGCGGCCACGACAUGCUGAGUUACGAGGAUUCGCACAACCCCCCGCAGAUGAAGAAGCUGGACGGGGAUGUCGUGUCUCCAGAGCCUGAAGAAGAUGCGGGUGACCAAACCACACAUGAAGAUGCUAUGGAGCCCGUGCCUUUCUUAGAAACCACCUGGAACCUGGUUCUGGUAUUGGGUCAUUCAGGCGUGGGUUGGAUUGAUGUGAUUGUUGCCUGGCUUCUGCUUGUUGCGAGUGCAGGCAUGCAAAUUACCUUCAGCUGGAUCCUUACCAGCGAGUCGUUUCUCGGGGAACCCUUCGACCAAGCCCAAGUCGAGACAGCCCUCAGUUGGCGACGAAGUGUGGCUCAUGAUCACACAUAUCUGGACUUCGCGAAGACAAGCUUAACGUCUCGUGUUUGCAACGGAGAUGGCUCGUUAAUCAUUUCCACCGAGCAAGCAGAUCUUAUUCAGCGUAUCAACAGUUUUCUGAACUUAGAAGAUGAUGAACUUGAAGCCACCGGAUUUCGUCCCGGCAUUCUGCUGGCAAUGCUUUGCAUCUUGCUGUGGUGCCUCUAUAUCUGCAAUGAGUUUCGUACCAUUUUCCUCUCCUUGGAGGCCGUGGCACAGAUCCCAAGAUCAGCACGGACCAAGUUUCAGGGGGCCCGGUUCGAAGUGAUUUCAUACGGACGGUUCUGGGCAUACUGUUUGCUUCGCCUACUUCGUGCCUGCAUUGCCGGGGUCCUGCUCUACGCGGGGGUCUUGUGGCUUGGGAGCACCACGUCCAUUACUGAUCUCAUCUUGAACGCGGUGGCCUUGGAGGCGAUUUUGGAUUUGGACACGACCAUCUUCUCAGCCUUGAUGCCCAAGAAACUACAGCUGAAAGUGGAGGACCUUGAGGCGAUUAAGGUGCAAUACAGUCGCCUCCGCAGCCAGAUGGAAUCUGUGUGCAUCCUCGUUCUGUUGGGCGCACUUCUGGCAUGGCCCUACUUUACAAUCGUAGGUCCCUUAGGAGACACAAUGGCGGCUGUGAAGCAUGCCCACUGUGGAGGCCAUCAGGACUUUGUGGUUGGGUUCAAUGAAGAUCAGAACAUGCCCUUUGGCUUCAAGUCGGUUCCAUUCAACCGCAGUGCUGAGCAAACGGUGGUAGAAUUGGCGAUCGGCGACUAUAUUUUCCAGGACGGCUUGGAGGCAAAGUACAUUGCUUUCCACACUGAUUCACAGCGUUUUGAGAGCUAUCGAACACAGACGAUGACGGCAGCAGCCUCUGAAAAGACCUGGUGUUCGGAUGUUGAUGUUUUUUUCCAACCUGACAACCCUUAUGCAUCGCAGGCUCCUUACUUCAGGCCGUUCUUCAGGGCAGCUAUGCUUGGGCUCGGCCUUCCCAGCAACAGUUCAUGUGCAGACGCACAGCACAGGUGUGAUGAUGAGGAUGCGCAGUUGCUUCGACUGGUUUGCGGACGAACAUGCUGCAUCAACUCAAGGAGCAAUCCUUGGUUCAAAGUUCCUGCGAAGGGCUGCUAUGUCGCAUGCCUUGAGGAAGCAGAUCGAUCCGGCGAAUGCACGAACCAGGUCGAUCUUCCUGCAUGGGAUCAGUUCUGGGAUCUUUAUCCCACUGUGCUUGAAACGACACUUGGACAAACUUUGGAUUCCACAGACAACUCCUCAGCUUUUGAUGUUUAUCAAAUUAUUGACGCCAUGAAAACGUAUGGCUGCGCUGCCUUAGCCAUGAACGGGAAUCAGAAUGAAGUGACGACGUACCGUCCAUGGUGCGGUGGCAACGAGGAGCUGUUUGCUCCUCUGGCGCGGUUGUGUCCUGAGACCUGUAAUUGUACCGAUCUGACAGUGUUAUCAGUUGUACCUGCAUGGUGUCCGUCAUCUUGCCAGUGUGUAGAUCGAACCAUCUCAGUCAUCGGCAUUGCUGCGAGCUGUGCAGAUGUCCUUGCAAUUGGCUGGUGCGGGUCUGACGAAUUCUCGAAGCUAUGCCCCAAAACUUGUGGAAGAUGCUGA